AUGUCAUCAUCAAGGGUAAGAGAUGCUGGUGACAGUGCCGCCAAAAUAGUAGACCAGGUCCGCGCAAGCUUCAACGACCUUAUCCGCGAAGCAGAAAGACGACGAGACAUGAUAGGAUGGCCAAAGAGUUCCAUGGUACGAUCUCUUGAGUUCAGAUUCGAUGAUUGGGCUAGGCUCUCUGGAGUUGGUAGCAGACCUGGCACUUUCGAGGACAGUUUCGACGACAAAUCUUUACUUAUGAGAAUCAAGACAGAGCUGUCCUCCUUCAACAUCGACGUUGAAACCCUUCUUAUGGACUUUCGUCAGGGCCCCGAUAGCGUAGAUGGGCCGCAGGCAAUGGACACUGCUGAGGCUAUUGAGAGGAGGUUGGGAUAUCUCAGGCAGUUGACGAAUGCCGCUAGGUAA
Messenger RNA from Fusarium pseudograminearum CS3096, 405 nucleotides. RefSeq lists its product as uncharacterized. NCBI's taxonomy places the organism in Eukaryota, Fungi, Ascomycota, Sordariomycetes, Hypocreales, Nectriaceae. The coding region runs from base 1 to 405 and encodes 134 amino acids. The record is from RefSeq and is a predicted model, not a curated record. The transcript has 2 exons.